This is a messenger RNA of Diplodia corticola, 1395 nucleotides long. RefSeq lists its product as uncharacterized. The transcript is spliced from 4 exons. NCBI's taxonomy places the organism in Eukaryota, Fungi, Ascomycota, Dothideomycetes, Botryosphaeriales, Botryosphaeriaceae. Bases 1 to 1395 code for a protein of 464 amino acids. The record is from RefSeq and is a predicted model, not a curated record.
AUGGGCAAAGUCUUUUUCGUCGACUGGGCGCUAUGGCAGAAGAUGACCUUCGUGCUAGCUUGCGCAAUUGUCCUCACCAUCUUCAUCGGCUGGAUGAAGGUUCUCCACACCAACCGAAAGAUGAAGAAGUUGACCAAGCCGGUUGGCGCAAGAGCGGACCAAGAGCCGCAGAUGGUCGAGGCCGCCGCCGCACCGAGAAGGAAAUCUAGCGACGAUAUUCCGUUCGGUAUUCGCGCAAUCCAAAGUGGCAUCGAGGUCGACGGCAUCUGGAUCUCCGGCACGAACACACCUGUUCCCGGCAGUCCCACUCAGUCGGCGCAGGACAAGCCCGAAGCUUCUGGUUCCAACUCCCGCCCCAUGAGCACCCUCGAUAUUCAUGGCUCUGCUAUGGCUGGCCCAUCUAGUGGCUCUUCCAGUCGCCCCUCGUCUCGUGGCCCCCCGUCUUCCAGCUUCGAUCGCGCCGUUUCUGCUGAGAGAAUCGCAAGCCACAGCCGUGAUUCUUCGCCUGGUUCAAGUGCUUCUGGUCAGCGUGCGCGCGCCCAUCGCCCUCCGCCAACGGCCUACACCCGUUAUAGCCAAGCCAGCAUGUUGAGGCACUCGGCAACUUUGGAUACUCUUGAAGGCGAUGAAGCCGAAGCUCAAGCGAUGCACGAGCGCUCAACCUCUGCCAGUGCCAACCCUUACGGCUACAACUUCAGCUCCAACGGCUCUUCUCGCAAGUCAAGCGGCAGCAGUGAUAACAACCCUGCGCACCCUUCCAGUGACGACGACACCACCGGGUCCACGGUAACGGGCAAGGCUCCGAUGGUGGUUGCUCCGCGUUCUCGUGACCCCCGCACCGACCUGCGUCUGCUCCAGAGCCACCGCAUGUCGCAUGUGGCAGAGACCGGCUCUUUGGUCCGCCGAGAACGGCCUGGUCCCACUGGCCGCAGCGGAGAUUGGAGCAACAUGUCCAUGGAUGCGCCUUACAGCCGUUCUGCGCCUACAUCGGGUCGGUCCUCGCCGCCUUCUGGCCCGGUAUCUGAUCCGCCAUCGCCGCCUACUCCUCCGAUCGCUCAAGGCCCCAACCCGUUCAUAGCUCCUCUCGAAUCAGUCAGCAGUCCUACUCGCGACAGUCACCCCGACAACACGGUCGCGCACGCUGUGCCGCUCCUCGAAACGUACCAACCGCGCGGCCCUAAUUUCGAUGACGACACGCCACAGGCCUACUCCUCGCAAGACUCUCAAGUCUUGCGCAAAGUCAACUCGGGUUUCGAGAUUCUGCGGCCCGGUACCUUCUCUGUUGGCCCCACGGAGGAAGCGUUGAGGGCUCAGCAACCACCCAAGAAGCUGCAGAAGAAGAGAAGACCUUCUGAAACAGACUCGCGGGUCUCGAGCUUCGUAGAACAGGUGUAA